UCCAUUUUCGGAGUCAGUGAGCAGCCGACGGUGCCGAAAGAGCGAGGUUAAUGGCGGAAACCGGAGGCGGGAUCGAGGUGACGGGCAUGCAGUUCGCCUACGAUGGCCGGCAACGGAUUUUCGCUCGCUUUAGCCUCGAGGUCUCUCCCGGUUCUCGUUGCCUGCUCAUCGGAGCUAAUGGAUCUGGCAAGACUACUUUGCUAAGGAUUUUGGCAGGAAAGCACAUGGUAGGAGGAAGGAAUGUAGUCCGAGUCCUUAAUUGUUCCGCUUUUCAUGAUACACACCUUGUUUGUAGUGGAGACCUUGCUUACUUAGGAGAAUCUUGGAGCAAAACUGUUGGUUCCGUUGGCGAUGUUCCACUCCAAGGUGAUUUCUCAGCGGAGCACAUGAUAUUUGGAGUUGAAGGAGCUGAUCCUCUUAGGAGAGAGAAACUGAUUGACCUGCUUGAUAUUAAUCUACAAUGGAGGAUGCAUAAAGUUUCAGAUGGCCAGCGCCGUCGUGUCCAAAUUUGCAUGGGUCUUCUCCGUCCAUAUAAGGUAUUAUUGCUUGAUGAAGUGACAGUCGACCUCGAUGUUGUCACGAGAAUGGAUUUGCUUGAUUUUUUCAAGGAAGAGUGCGAACAGAGAGGAGCUACAAUUGUUUAUGCCACCCAUAUAUUUGAUGGCUUGGAGACAUGGGCUACAGAUUUAGCCUAUAUCCAAGAAGGGGAGUUGAAAAGAUUAGCAAAACUAGCUGAAAUCAAAGAGCUUAAAGAAGCCAAAAACUUACUCUCUGUUGUCGAAUCAUGGCUUCGGUCUGAGACCAAGCUGCCCAAGAAAGAACCUUUUCUUUCCCCUGCACAGACUACUGUGUCUUCUCCCUUUGAUGCGUCUCCCUUCAGAUCUUCAAGGCAUAUGGCAUACUACCGUUGAAUUUAAUUUAGGGGCAUUGACCUACACACCUCACAAAUCUUAUGUAUCUACAUAUCGAACUCUUAAAAUUUUCAUAUUUACGUGUGAAACACUCAAA
Phalaenopsis equestris is the source of this 1008-nucleotide messenger RNA. Its product is annotated as ABC transporter I family member 19-like. Gene Ontology annotation, molecular function: ATP binding; ATP hydrolysis activity. The coding region runs from base 51 to 911 and encodes 286 amino acids. The transcript has 6 exons. Lineage: Eukaryota; Viridiplantae; Streptophyta; Magnoliopsida; Asparagales; Orchidaceae. The record is from RefSeq and is a predicted model, not a curated record.